This is a messenger RNA of Gaeumannomyces tritici R3-111a-1, 348 nucleotides long. RefSeq lists its product as hypothetical. The record is from RefSeq and is a predicted model, not a curated record. Lineage: Eukaryota; Fungi; Ascomycota; Sordariomycetes; Magnaporthales; Magnaporthaceae. The transcript has a single exon. The coding region runs from base 1 to 348 and encodes 115 amino acids.
AUGAAGACCCAGCAGGUCUCCCUCCCGGCCCUCCAGCUCGCCGCCGCCCUCUACUUCGCCGAGGGGUCCGCCGCCGCCCCCACCGAGCCGGCCAGGGGAAUGAGCGUCCACUGCGUCGACGCCUCGGGCACCGAGGUCGCCGGCAGCCUCUGCGACGGCAACCAGAAGCGCGGCACCUACUUCUUCGCCACCCGCGACGUCAUCGACAGCACCGACAAGCUUGCCCGCCGCGGGGUAGGUCUGCCCGAGACCGGUGAUUUGGAAAAGCGCACUACCGCUUCCCGCAAGAAGCACGGGGUCAUCUUCCCGUGGGGUACCAAGCCCGGCGGCGGUAACCACGGCAGCUAA